This is a messenger RNA of Colletotrichum godetiae, 1597 nucleotides long. RefSeq lists its product as uncharacterized. The transcript has 4 exons. Lineage: Eukaryota; Fungi; Ascomycota; Sordariomycetes; Glomerellales; Glomerellaceae. Gene Ontology annotation, cellular component: TRAPP complex; Golgi apparatus. The record is from RefSeq and is a predicted model, not a curated record. The coding region runs from base 118 to 1434 and encodes 438 amino acids.
UCUCAGCGAUCGCAGCACAGACCAACUAGCUUCGAUACCUGCUGGGCUUCAUCCAGGUCCAGCGUCCUGUUUGUUCAUUUAAACAACACCUUUGAGAUCCCCUCAAGCUUCAAUACGAUGAGCCAACCUCCAAUAAAUCGCGGACAUGGACGAAACAUAUCAGUGACGAGACCGGUUCGUCCACGGUCCUCGACUAAGGGUCCGCUCGACCUGGACGACACGCCUCUGAAUGACCCGUUGUCGCCAAAAGCCGCCGCCACAGAGGGCAAGCCGCAGCAACGCCCGAUAUCAGGACAACGCUCGCCAGCGCUGCCUCACUCCCCCGCAGCACCGCCCGUGAAGACGACCGUCACCAAGGACUUUGGCUUUCUCCUCCGGCCCGAGAUCUACCACACCGUCCAACCGGUCAACGUCCCGGUCGCGUUUAGGAACUCAUCUAAGCAGCCGGCCGCCGAUGCUCCGCUCGAAGACCUGCUGGCAAAGGGCCAUUUCCGCACCGCCGCCAUCGCCGCGGUUCAGGAGCUGACGGCCACAGGCGGCCCUGCCCGGCCUAGGGUCGAACCGUCGGAUCACCAGAGGAUCUUCAGCUUGCUGUACACGAGGCUGGCGUGUCUCACGCUCAUCGACGCGACGGCGGUGGCGGCACAGGAGGUAAGAGCGCUAGAAGAUUUGAAUGCGGGCGUCUACAUUGACGAGACUACGGGCGAGCACCUCGUCCCUUGGGAGCUGCGCGUGCUCAACGUGCGGCUACAGGCCCUCGGGUUCAGCGACCCACGCAGAUCCGUCAUGAGUUACCACGACCUGGCAAGGGAGGCGCGCGAGCAGAUUAGCAAGGCGACGGCGCGGCACGACAACUCGGCAAGGGAGCUCUGGAAGGCGCGGCUGCAGGAUCUGGGUGUUGCUGUCGCGGGUGCGCUGAUCGAGAUGGAUGACCCUGCUGGCGCGGCGCAUCACUUGGCUACGCUCAAGGACCGCGGGGACGGUAAGAUGGCGCUUUCGAGGGCUCUGAUGUGGCUUCACUUGGGGGAUGCGGACGCGGCGCGGCGCUGCGUCGUGCGAGGCGAGAAUGCUGGGGAGGAUGGGAAGCAUGCUGAGGAGGUUGUGGGCGCGCUUUGUCAGAUGGCUGAUGGGGAGUACGAGGCGGCACUUGCAUCAUGGAGAGGGCUGAGGGAGGAAGUCGCGGACGAGAUGGUCGGCGUCAACAUGGCGGUGUGUCUUCUUUACACUGGCAAGUUGACAGAGGCACGAGCCAUUUUUGAGGACAUGGUCGGAUCCGGGUACUCAUCGCACACCCUCCUCUUCAACCUCAGCACAACCUACGAGCUAUGCACGGAGCGGAAUCGGAACCUCAAGGUGAGGCUGGUUGAUAAGGUGGCCGAUUUGGAGGAGACUCCAAAGGGCUGGGAAAAGAACAACGCCGACUUCAAGCUAUAAAUCAAAAAAUAAAGAGAAGGUCAUGAUGAUCAUAUGAAAUCCUAUGGAGCCAAGGAUGGGAUGUCAUGUAUUACUGUGCAGACAAUGCAGAGUGCCUUCAUUCCCGUCCGUGUGGUCCGAAAACGGACUACCCAAUCAGAGCCAAUAUUACCCCUGUCGCCAA